Messenger RNA from Oncorhynchus kisutch (coho salmon), 6286 nucleotides. RefSeq names its product CAP-Gly domain-containing linker protein 2-like. Gene Ontology annotation, cellular component: cell cortex; nucleus; microtubule plus-end. The coding region runs from base 1 to 3132 and encodes 1043 amino acids. The record is from RefSeq and is a predicted model, not a curated record. The transcript has 19 exons. Lineage: Eukaryota; Metazoa; Chordata; Actinopteri; Salmoniformes; Salmonidae. Gene Ontology annotation, biological process: cytoplasmic microtubule organization. Gene Ontology annotation, molecular function: microtubule plus-end binding.
AUGGACCCAGCAGAGAUCACCCAGAUCCAGAAUGCUAUAACCCACCAAGGAGAACUACUGUUGCGGCAGCAAGAACAACUCUCCCAAAUAUCAGAGACCCUCUGGACACUUACCGAUUUUGUCCAACCACGGCCCAACCCCAACCCAGGAGGAGCCAAUGCCCAAGUCUCAUCACCCAGUGCUACAGGCGUCGCCAUAGUUCCUCCAGGGAAGCUGUCCGGGAACCCAAGAUCCCAGCCCCCGAGCAGUAUGACGGCCACCCUGGAGGAUGUUCAAGCCCUCAAUGGACGCAGCAUCGGCUCCGGCCAGGUGGAAUAUCAGACCAAGCUCAUUCUACUGCAGUACGUUGACCUCCGGGAGGCCUUCAGUAAGAGGCAAUCCGCCACCCUCCCUCCUCAUCGUCCAUACUACUGUACCAUAGAACUCCUACCCGGCUCCACCCCUCCCCAGGGCCGUCUGUACUCCCUCUUGACCCCUGAAGCAGCAGUCAUGGACAAUUACAUCCGGGAGUCGCUGGAGGCAGAGUCUAAUGGGAUAACGGAACGGGCCAACCAGGAGUUGGAGAAGUUCCUCUGCUGUGUUUCGUCUCACCCAGGCGAGCAACUGGAUCAAGUUCCUCGUCUGGGCAAAUAUGCUCAAAACACACUGCCGAACUCGUCCACUAGACCGUUCGAGUACAGGAGUGGUGCGCUACGUGGGGAGACUGACUUUGCCAAGGGUGGAGUGGUGCGGCGUGGAGUUGGACGAGCCCUGGGGAAGAAUGACGGUGCAGUGGCUGGAACCAGGUACUUCCAGUGUCCGCCCAGGUUUGGACUGUUCGCACCCAUCCACAAGGUGAUCCGUAUCGGUUUCCCCUCCACCAGCCCGGCCAAGGCCAAGAAGAGCAAGCGCAUGGCCAUGGGGGUGUCAUCCUUGGCCCACAGCCCCAGCAGCUCGUCCAUCAGCUCUGUUAGCUCUGUGGCUUCCUCAGUGGGCGGGCGGCCCAGUCGAACUGGCCUGCUCACAGAGACGUCGUCGCGCUAUGCCCGCAAAAUUUCAGGCACUACUGCGCUGCAGGAGGCCCUGAAAGAGAAACAGCAGCACAUCGAGCAGCUGCUGGCCGAGAGGGACCUGGAACGGGCUGAGGUGGCAAAAGCCACCAGCCACAUCUGUGAGGUGGAGAAGGAGCUCAGUGUCCUCAAGGCCCAGCACCUGCAGUAUGUUACAGAGACUGAAAGCAACCUCCAGCAAGUCAAAACUCUGUUGGCAAGCACUCAGAAGGACAAAGUAGAGCUGGCCAAUCAGCUUGAAGAAGAGAAAAGGAAAGUGGAAGACCUUCAGUUCAGAGUGGAGGAAGAGUCAAUCACCAAAGGAGACCUUGAGACUCAGACGAAAUUGGAGCAUGCCCGUUUUCGGCAGCUUGAGCAGAAUCUGUUCCUCGAAAAGUCGAGAGCAGAAAAGCUUCAGAAAGAAUUAGAGCAAAGCACAGUUGAGGAGCAGAGCCGCGUCAUGCAGCUGGAGGAUGAACUGGCUCUGCGUCGGGCCGAGAUCGAGGAGCUCCAGGUCCGGCUCCGUGAUGCGGCCAAGGACGGGGACUCCACCCAGGGGCCGGUGGCCCAGUCGGAAACCAUUCUGCUCCGGGAGCAGCUCCUGACGGCAGGCCGGGAGCACCACAAGGAGAGCAGCCAGCUGAGGGAGAAGUACGAGGCUGCAGUGGCAACGGGCCAGAAGGAGACAGACAAACUGAAAGCCACGGUGGACAAACAGAGCCAGGAGAUCAUUGAGCUGAAGCAGAAAGUCCAGCAGGCCUCUACAGAGAACAUGGAGAUGAUGGACAACUGGAAGGUCAAGCUGGACACCCUGGUCAACGACCACCAGCGUUCCCUUGAGGACCUGAAGGCCUCGCUGUCCAGCGGCUCGGCCAAAGGCCAGCAGCAGGAGCCCCAUGAGCUGAGGACCACACUGGAGAGCCUGCGCAUGGAGCACCAGCUGGAGCUGGAGAAUCUCAAGGCCAGGCAUGAGAUCGAGGCAGCCUUGCUGGCCAAGGAGCGUGACGAUCUGCGCUCACGCCUGCAGGAUGCCAAGGACCAGCUGGUCGAGAACACCCAGAACUGGAAUAGCCAGGCCCAGACGAAGGCCAGGAGUGACCAGCAGGCCCUGGAGCUGAGGGAGGUCUGGGAGAAGUUCCAGAAGGCCCAGCUGAGGGUGGGCGAGCUGGAGAGGCUGCAGGGCGAGCAGGACGGCGCCCGAGACAAGCUCCAGGAGCGCUUGGAGCUGGCUGAGAAGAAGAUGGUGGACUACAAGGCCCUGCAGAAGGCCGAGGCCCAGAGUAGACAGGAGCUCUACAGCCUGGAGGAGAAGCUGAGGGUGACUGAGAACCGGCUGCAGGCGGUGCAGGAUGACCACCACAUGCCACAGGAUGCCAACGUUAUAGAAAAUAAUGACAUCUUGGAGGAAAAGAUUAAGCUAAAACAGAAUGUUGAAGAAACUAUGGAGAAUCUGACCAAAAGAGAAAGAGAGGUCUCUACUCUCACAUCACAUGUCGAUGCCCUCAAAUCACAGAUAACUGCCUUGGAGGGCAAAGUUCGCUUGGGUGAGAAGAAGGGCGAUGCCCUGGUCAAGGAGAAGAUGCGCCUGGAGGCCGACCUCGAGUGCAUGACCAAGAAGUCCCAUGAUGCAUCGGGACAGCUGGUUGUCAUUAGCCAGGAGCUACUGAAGAAGGAGAGGAGUCUGAACGAGUUAAGGGUGUUACUGCUGGAUUCCCCUCGCCACUCGCCCGGCCUGGACCGAGACCUGAGCCGAGAGGUGCACAAGGCUGAGUGGAGGGUGAAGGAGCAGAAACUCCAGGAUGACAUCAAGACCCUGAGAGACAAACUGCUCCUGCUGGGCAGGGAGAGGGGCUCGUCCCCAGAUCACAGGCGCUACUCUAUGCUGGACCCGUCGACCCUGGACUCGGAGGUGACACUUCUGCGCCAGCGGCUCAUGAGCACAGAGGAGGCUCUGAGGGGAGCCCUGGAGCACAACCAGGAAGUGGACCAGCUGGUGCAGGCCAUGCGCACGCACCCAGACAAGAGCGAGGUGCAUGGUGGUGCAAAUUCAGCCAAUGGAAUUCAUCAACAGAAUUUGUCCUUUACUCAAGAUGAACAACACUGAUAUAGGAGAAGAAGAGCUCAUCUUGGAUUGGGGAAAUACAGAGGUACAUUUUAAAAGAAGAAGUCAGUACGACUUGGGACUAGCACGCCACUGGACUCCAGACAACAUUUCCUGUUUACAGUUACUACCAAAACAAUGUCUCUCUAUCUCAAUAUGUACAUUCAUCUGUUGCAAAAAAGAAAAACACCCAUUAGCCAAACUUAAGACAGCUUGAAGAUACUGUAAAAUGGUUGACAGAGGUGAAGAAUUAUAGGUAUGACUUUUGAAAACUGAUACAUACCCUGCCUACAUACCCAAGGAUGGUAUUGGACAUUUGGGCAUGAGAUAACCUUUUAUCUUAGUUUAUUAGAGAUUGUGACCCUAUGAGCCUUGAAGGAUGAAUUGUGACUCCAGAGAAUGAAAUGACUCUGGUGUCUGAUUGAAAACAAAGAUUAAGAAUUUGGCCUCAAUCCAUCACUUUUUGUUUUAUUUAUUUGCCACACUUCUUUUUUUUAAUCCUUCUUAGAUUACUGUAGCUGAUUUGACCAGUGACGUUCAAUUUGCUUCAUAGCGAACAUGCUCUGUAGUGAACAUGUGAAUGAAACGGGGAUGCUGCUGGAUUUAAGCUGAUGUUGUAUCUACAUAUGAAUAUAGCUGCAUUAUCUGAAAUCUGUGCAUACUGUAAUUGUGUAUUUAGUCAACUGAACCAAUGCAACUUGGUGCUGUAUGUGCACCAAAUAGCUAUCAGUUUAAUGGUUUACUCAUUUGAACUAAGUAAUCCUUAAUUCCACUGUGGCUUUACUGGAUAGUGGGAAACCAUACCACUUUGUAGUGUUUUCAUACACGUGAGGGGAAAAAAGAAAGUCUUAACUUCCUAUUGUUGAUCAUUUAUCUAAAGAAAGUUCAACCUAGAUCAAUGCCUUGGGAUCACUUUGUCCUUUGAUUCGAGUAGGCCACUCAACGGCUGUUUGGAGCACAAUGCAAACAAUGGAACAUUCAAAGCUUGUGUCCGAAAUGUCACUCUAUGACCAAUAUAGUGCACUACUUUUGACCAGAAAAGUAGUGAACUAUAUAGGGAAUAGAGUGCCAUUAGGGAUGGAGGCCUACUGUAACUGCUUCCUCCAUUCUGGAAGAUCCCUCCCUUCUGGAUGUAAACAACUAAUCACAAUGUACAGAAUUGAUACGUUACGGUCUUCCAAAUGUUAUUAUCUCCAUUGAACAAGCCAACAGUGAGAUUCUAAAUGCAGUCCAUUACUGUAUUCUUGGGAGAUUAGUUGAUAUUCUGGUUGCGUCUCGAAUGGCACCCUAAUUUCCUACGUACAGUGAGCUCCAAAAGUAUUGGGACAGUGACAAAUGUUUUGUUGUUUUGGCUCUAUACUCCAGCACUUUGGAUUUGAAAUGAUAGAAUAACUAUGAGAUUAAAGUGAAGACUGUCAGCUUUAAUUUGACGGUAUUUUCUUUCCUUAUCGGGUGAACCAUUUAGAAAUUACAGCACCUUUUGUACAUAGUCCCCCCAUUUUAAGGGACCUUAGGUAUUGGGACAAAUUCACUUAUGUGCAUUAAAGUAGUAAAAUGUUAAGUAUUAUCGCAGUGCUAGAGGCGUCACUACAGAUCAGGGUUCGAUCCCGGGCUGUAUCACAACCGGCCGUGAUCGGGAGUCCCAUAGGGUGACGCACAAUUGGCCCAGCGUCGUCUGGGUUAGGGGAGGGUUUGGCUGGGGGAUCUUUACUUGGCUCAUCGCGCUCUAGUGAUUCCUUGUGGUGGACCGGGCACCUGCAGGUUGACCUCGGUUAUCAAUUGAACCUUAUUUCCUCCGAUGCAUUGGUGCGGCUGGCUUCCGGGUUAAGCGGGCGGGUGUUAAGAUUCGUGGUUAGGCGGGCCAUGUUUCGGAGGACCCCUGACUGGACCUUCGCCUUCCGAGCCCAUAGAGGAGUUGCAGUGAUGAGACAAUGUCGAAAUUGGGGAGAAAGGGGGGUAAAAUACAACAACAACAAAACAUUAUAAGAAUAAUAUUAAUAAUAAGUUCUGUAUUUGGUCCCAAAUUCAUAGCAUGCAAUGACUACAUCAAGCUUGUGACUCGACAAAUUUGUUGGAAGCAUUUGCUGUUUUAUUUUGGUUGUGUUUCAGAUUGUAUUGUGUCAUUUUGGAGUCACUUUUAUUGUAAAUAAGAAUAGAAUAUGUUUCUAAACACUUCUACAUGAAUAUGGAAUAGCUAAUCCUGAAUGAAUUGUGAAUAAUGAUGAGUGAUAAAGUUAAACGUACAAAUAUCAUACCCCCAAGACAUGCUAACGUCUCACCAUAACAAUAACAGGGGAGGUUAGCAUUUUUGGGGGGUAUGAUAUUUAUACCUCUAACUUUUUCCCUCAUCAUUAUUCAUGAAUCAAUCAGGAUGAUCCGUAAUCAUGGUAGCAUCCAGAUUAGUGUAGAAGUGUUUAGAAAUAUAUUAUAUUCUUAUUUACAAUAAAAAUUACAAUACAUUAUCUACCAUUAAUUUCUAUUGGGCACAAAAUAAUCUGAAACACAACUAAAACAAACAGCAAAUGCAUCCAACAAAUGUGUAGAGUCACAAGCUUGAUGUAGUGAUUGCAUGCUAUAAAUAUGGGACCAAAUACUAAACUUUUGACUACUUUAAUACACAGAUAGGUCAAUUUGUCCCAAUUAUUUUGGUCUCCUAAAAAUCGGUGUUCUAUGUACAAAAAGUGCUGUAAUUUAUAAAAGGUUCACCCGAUAUGGAUGAAAAUACCUUCAAAUUAAAGCUGACAGUCUGCACUCAAACCCCGUAGACAUUGUAUAAAUUCAAAUCCAAAGUGCUGGAGUACAGAUCCAAAACAACAACAAAAAUUGUCCCUGUCCCAAUACUUUUGGAGCUCACUGUGUAUUGUGCACUACUUUUGACCCAGGGCUCUACCCCUGGUCUAAAGUAGUGCACCAUUUUGAAUGCAGACUCUGUCUUUGGGAGAACAUUAUUUUGAUGUGACUAAUGUGGAAUGUAAGACUUGGGGAUCGACAUUUCAUGGGCAAAGUGUAGGGCUGGCAUCUGGUCAGUGAAACUGAAGCUACAAAUUGUCAUUGGAUAUUGUAUAUGGGCUUUUUCAUAUAGGAAACACUUCGUACCCUUAAUGCUGUAAUGAUUUCUGAGAUUGAGUCAUUAAAUGUUAACAAUGUGGGCAAAGGA